This is a messenger RNA of Entamoeba invadens IP1, 1122 nucleotides long. RefSeq names its product myotubularin, putative. The transcript has a single exon. NCBI's taxonomy places the organism in Eukaryota, Evosea, Mastigamoebida, Endamoebidae. The record is from RefSeq and is a predicted model, not a curated record. The annotation marks the transcript as partial.
GUUGUGCUACCGGCUGGCAAUUACAAUAUGAACAGUCUUACCAAAUACAGAGCAAAAGGAAGGUUUCCUGUGCUUAGUUGGGUCGGUCCAAAAAAUCAGUGUUUAGUGCGUAGUUCACAGGCGUUACCUGGCACCUUUGGACAAGUAAAGUGUGAGGACGACAUCUCAAUAUUAGAGUCUUUUAUGAAAAUGUCUGGGUAUAAUUAUUUGUUUGUGUAUGAUGCACGCCCAAAGCUAAAUACAAAGGCAACUCGAAUUCAAGGAGGCGGGAUGGAGAGUUCGUCUGCAUAUCCAUUUUGCUCGUUUGUGAAUUUGGCGAUGGACAGUAUUAAAGAUGUUAAAAACAGUUUUAUGAAACUCCUCAAAACAGUUGUUUUUGAUACCAGAGAGAGUUAUGAAUUUAAAUUGUCCAUUGAAAACUCGAAAUGGUUACAAUCCAUCGACGCAUUAAUUGGGUAUGCUAAGGAUAUUGCAACUAAGUUGUAUUCUGGGUGUUCCAUUCUCAUCCAUUGCAGAAAUGGGUGGGACACGACUUGUCAACUCGUUUCGUUGGUGUUGAUAAUGGUCGAUCCAUAUUACAGAACUAUUGAAGGGUUUUUGGUGUUAAUACAACGCGAAUGGGUAGCAAUGGGUCAUCGAUUCACUUUAAGAACUGGUUGUGGCGUGAAGUGGGAUAUCGACAUACUUCCACUUAUAUCGUCGUACUAUCCAGCACCAAUCAAAAAAUACAACUCGUCUAUCAUUCGUGCAAAUAUCGACAAUUCAAGCGACACAGCAACUUCACCAAUAUUUUUCCAAUUCAUUGAAGCGGUCCAUCACAUCAAAAAAGCACACCCAAACGAGUUUCAAUUCAAAGACAAUCUACUUGUCUUCAUCGCUGACUCUCUUUACAGUGGAAGAUUUUCUACAUUCUAUGAGGGGACAAUCAAAGACUUCAAUUACUCAAAUACACCAAGUAUGUUUGACUACAUUAUGGAAAACGUCCUCACGUUCAACAACCAGGAAUUCAUAGGAAACAGCGUGACGCUUUUCCCCGUCAUCGACAUGUCACAAUCCACUCUUUGGGAUGAAUAUUUUUUCAGAGAAGAGAAAAACGCCAUAAGAAUUCAUCAAACUUCAUAA